This is a messenger RNA of Aphanomyces astaci, 363 nucleotides long. RefSeq lists its product as hypothetical. The transcript has a single exon. The coding region runs from base 1 to 363 and encodes 120 amino acids. The record is from RefSeq and is a predicted model, not a curated record. NCBI's taxonomy places the organism in Eukaryota, Oomycota, Saprolegniomycetes, Saprolegniales, Verrucalvaceae.
AUGCCAGCACAUUGCGAGGUACCAACAGCCUCAGCAAAACAACUUUACUACAAGGAAUGGUACGCCAAAAACAAAUCGAGGCGCCAAGCUCAAGGGUACGCGCAUGUGCAGGAAUGGCAGCGACAGAACCGCGACCGAGUCCUCGAACACAAGCGGAAAUAUCGAGAAAGACACCGGGAACAGGAAGUCCUCCGCCGCAAGAAAUACAUUGAGGACAAUCGGGCCAGGAUUCUGGAGCGGGCGCGGGAGUAUCGAAGGCGCGCCAAGCUCAAUCAAAGCAGAGACAAACAGCCACAGGACGUUCCGCGUGGAGGAGACAACGCAUCGUCCUUGAAACUUCAGUUGUCGUUUGUAUUGAACUAA